Nelumbo nucifera (sacred lotus) is the source of this 2436-nucleotide messenger RNA. Its product is annotated as BTB/POZ domain and ankyrin repeat-containing protein NPR1-like. The record is from RefSeq and is a predicted model, not a curated record. Lineage: Eukaryota; Viridiplantae; Streptophyta; Magnoliopsida; Proteales; Nelumbonaceae. Gene Ontology annotation, molecular function: protein binding. Gene Ontology annotation, cellular component: nucleus; cytoplasm. Gene Ontology annotation, biological process: defense response to bacterium; defense response to fungus; regulation of salicylic acid mediated signaling pathway.
ACAUCCAUCCUAAACCUCUGAACGAACGAAACGACAACCGCAUCCCGUUGGCGGGGAAGGUUGAAGAGAGACGACGUGAUCAACGAUUCACCAAAUCGACGGUGGUGAUUGAUCAAGUGCAGCACCCAUUUUUGCCUGCGAUGAAAGCCGAGGUCAGCGUAAUGCGACAAUCACCAUUUCAUCAACAUCCAUCUUCUGGUUUUUGGUGUUUCAGUCGUCGCACACUCCCGUAGCUCAUCACAGUAUCAUACCUCCCUAAUUUCUCUCUCUCUCUCUCUCUCUCUCUCUCUCUCUCUCUCCAAUUUCGUUCGUCGCUCCUCAUUCGUGGCCGUUUCCCUCUUUUGAUUUCUCCUUGUCCGUUCUCUUCUGUGCCUGCCCCCAUGGCCUCCUCCUCUUCCUCUUUGUUCUUCUCUUCUCUCUGUCUCUGCCGAUCCCAAUCCACGUUGUUUUCUCUCAAGUAGUCUUAGUCGUUUCCUUCUCUCUCUGUACCCCUUCCAUGGAUUCUCGAACAACUUUCUCAGACUCCAAUGAUAACAACAGUGGGAGCAGCAGUAUCAGCUUCGUCUCCAACACCGAGACCUUGUCCCCGGAAAUCUCUGCCCCUGACGUCACGGCCCUUAGACGUCUUUCUGAAAACCUAGAAUCCAUAUUUGAAUCCCGUGAUUUCGAUUUCUGCAGCGACGCCACGAUCGUAGUUGACGCUGGCCGCGAAGUUCCUGUUCACCGCUGCAUUCUCUCCGCUCGAAGUCCUUUCUUUAAGACCGUUUUCUCUCGUUCUGCGGGCAAAGAUGGUGGUACCAAGUUCGAACUGAAGGAAUUGACCAAAGAUUUCGAAGUCGGCUUCAACUCCUUUGUCACGGUUUUAGCUUAUUUGUACGGUGGAAAGAUCAAGCCAUCACCUAAAGAUGUUUGUGUCUGCGUCGACGACAACUGCUCACAUAUCGGAUGUCGACCAGCUGUGGAUUUCAUGGUGGAAGUACUCUAUGCCUCUUUCACCUUUCAGAUUUCUGAACUGGUGGCUCUUUAUCAGCGGCACCUACUUGGCAUUCUCAACAAGGUGGCAGCAGAUGACAUCUUGGUGGUAUUAUCGGUUGCAUAUAUGUGUGAUAGAGCUUGUCAGAAAUUGAUGACAAAGUGUAUUGAGAUUAUAGUCAAGUCUGAUACUGAUAUUGUAACUCUUGAAAAGACUUUGCCCCAUGAUGUUGUUAAGCAAAUCGUGGAUUCACGUAUUGAACUAGGUUUGGAUGGCAAUGGUGGCAACAUUUUCCCGGAUAAACAUGUGAAAAGGAUACAUAGAGCUCUAGAUUCUGAUGAUGUUGAAUUAGUAAGGAUGUUGCUGAAAGAGGGGCAUACUACACUUGAUGAUGCAUAUGCUCUACACUAUGCCGUGGGAUAUUGUGAUGCAAAAACUACCACAGACCUUCUGGAUCUUGGACUUGCUGAUGUUAACCAUAAGAACCCAAGGGGAUUCACUGUGCUCCAUGUUGCUGCAAUGCGGAAAGAACCUAAAAUUAUAGUAUCUCUCCUGACAAAGGGUGCCCGACCAUCUGACCUCACACCAGAUGGAAGAAAAGCACUUCAAAUCUCAAAAAGACUCACCAAAUCUAUGGAUUACUUAAAGUCCACUGAAGAAGGAAAGGCCUCUCCUAAAGAUAGGUUAUGCAUAGAGAUACUGGAGCAAGCAGAGAGAAGAGAUCCAUUAUUAGGGGAAGCUUCAGUUUCGCUUGCAAAGGCAGGUGAUGAUCUGCGGAUGAGAUUGUUGUACCUUGAAAAUAGAGUUGCUCUGGCAAAGCUUUUAUUUCCCAUGGAAGCACAAGUUGCCAUGGACAUUGCACAUGUGGAUGGCACUACGGAGUUCCCAUUAACUAUCAAUUCCAGAAACUCACCUGCUGGCCAGAGGGCGAUGAACUUGAAUGAAGCACCUUUCAAGAUUGAAGAGGAGCAUCUAAAUAGGCUGAGAGCACUCUCUAAGACUGUGGAGCUCGGGAAACGUUUCUUUCCUCGUUGCUCAGAGGUGCUCAACAACAUUAUGGAUGCUGAUGAUUUAUCGGAGCUCGCAUACCUUGGAAAUGACACGCCAGAAGAACGUCAACAGAAGAAGAGGAGGUACACGGAGCUCCAGGAGACACUAAGUAAAGCAUUCGAUGAAGACAAAGAGGCGUUCAAUAGGUCCACCGUAUCAUCUUCAUGCUCAUCCACUUCUAUAGGAAUGGGGAGGUCCAACAACAGGCACGUCACAAAGAAAUAAGUUAAAGAGAAAACGCCCAUCCAUCUUUUUUUGUUCCCUGUAAUCAUUCUUUUGCUUUCUCCCUGUUUUGCACACGCUUUCUCUGUAACAUAUUUUAACAUUCCUUUUGGACAUCACCAUGUUUAACGAAAGGAGUUUUGUUUUCCCAUGUUCACCUUAUUUAUAAAUGUUUUUUUUUUCUUUUUGUU